AUGACGACUGGCCACCUAACAGCGGCGAGUAGGCCAGAGAGAAAGACCACAGUGCCACAGAUACAGAACCUGAUUCAGAGAUUCAACAGUUCAACGACAGAAGAAGUCACUGAGGAAGGAGCGCUAAUCAAGGAGCUCAAGAUAGAGAUCGAGAAGCUGCAAACGGAGAAAAAGAGUGUCCAGGAAGAAGCCAUUACCCUUGUCGCGGAAGUCGAGCAGCUAAAGAAGGUCAAUGGACAGGAAGGAGUUGUCAAAUUCGUGUUGGAUUAUAAGCAGUUAAACAAGCAAUUCAAAAAGCAGCCAAAGGAGUCGACAGGGGCUUUCAGCUUUUCGGUAAACAUUGAGGGGUUGACGGAGCGGUUGAUGAGGAAGCUACAAGAUGCAGUAGAAAAUGCUUGUUUUGAGAUACAGCUCAAGCGGUUGGAGGGAAGAGAAGAGGAUAUUGGAAAGUUGGAAACACUUGCUCAGCAGCAUGAGGAACGUCUUGUAGACUCGCUCUACUAUCCCCAAUCAGAGCCGGUGACAACGCGGCACCAGUGCUGAGAACUACGAUAUAGACCUGUGAAGAUUCUUUCUAGCAAACUGGCUCCAAACAUAGCAAUAACUACUGUCAGGAAGGCCGUUAAAAAUAAAGCCAUAGAAGUAGUUCGGACGUUAGGAAAGAGUCUUCGAAGUGAAUAUAAGAUAGACUGCUAAUCUUGUAAUAUUUGAGCACAAAGAUGAGUGAAACUUCCAGCAGCUCCGAGAUUUUAUAGACGCAGAGGAUUUAAUGCAUCAAAACGUGCAAGGCAACAAUAUUUGCU
This is a messenger RNA of Dothidotthia symphoricarpi CBS 119687, 803 nucleotides long. RefSeq lists its product as uncharacterized. The transcript has 2 exons. Bases 1 to 543 code for a protein of 180 amino acids. NCBI's taxonomy places the organism in Eukaryota, Fungi, Ascomycota, Dothideomycetes, Pleosporales, Dothidotthiaceae. The record is from RefSeq and is a predicted model, not a curated record.